Messenger RNA from Rhagoletis zephyria (snowberry fruit fly), 2109 nucleotides. It is a transcript of the gene CNT2, whose product is annotated as Concentrative nucleoside transporter 2. Gene Ontology annotation, molecular function: nucleoside:sodium symporter activity. Lineage: Eukaryota; Metazoa; Arthropoda; Insecta; Diptera; Tephritidae. Gene Ontology annotation, cellular component: plasma membrane. The record is from RefSeq and is a predicted model, not a curated record. Gene Ontology annotation, biological process: nucleoside transmembrane transport.
UUGCACUGAAUUCGACACGAAUACGAUAAAACCCUAAGUUUGUAGUAUUGUACAAUGGAACCCAAUGUGACUAACAAAAAUAUCACUUGUUCGAGUCAAUGAUCUUUAAAUUUACGAAUGUGCAUGUGAGUAGCGGUACAAGCAACGCAGCGUGAAGUUCAGUACGAAGUUUAAAAUCAAGCGAUUAAGAAGAAUUGUACGCGGAAUAUCCGCCUGAAGGAAGAUGACAGAAAAGGAAAUGGAAAGACAGCAGAAUAACGCAUAUGAAAGUGGUGAUGCAACAGAAAAUGAGAUUGCAACAAACAAUGGUGUCAAUAAGGUGGAUAACAUUCAAUCUAACUUUGAAUACCAAAUGAGGGAACCAAAUGUGAAAAGCAGAUUUAAGCAAACGACACACACUGUUCUUAAGGUUGCAGCUCAUCUAAUUGUCGCGGGAUACUUCGCCUAUGCCACGUAUCACUAUAUCGAUGUCGCAAAUAACGACUGUAAUUCUAAUAACCCAAAUAAGCUGUGUGGAAUUCAAUUAUGCAAUGGAUAUGGGUUAUUGGUGCUGCUACUGGGAUUUGUUUACUUUGGUUUCUUUUACUUCAAAAUCUUGAAGCCAACUAUAGGUGCACCUCUAAAAAGACAGUAUAUCUACCCAUUUGGAAAAUGGUGGAAGCAUUUCAGUCGAAAAAGACUUGUCUCCACCAUCAUGCUCGCAAUCCUUCUUAUUCUGCUGAUGGUAUUUUUGUACUUUGAUACCAAGGACGAUAGAAACAAAUUGAAAUCGCUGUUGGCCCCAUGCGUUCUCAUACUGACUGGUUAUAUAUUUUCUUAUGACCGCAAAGCAAUCAAGUGGCGAACUGUCGUAUCUGGAAUAGCGUGGCAGUUUAUUUUAGGCGUGCUGUGCAUUCGUUGGGAAGUGGGCCGCAAAAUCUUUCAAUGCAUCGGCGAUAAAGUUGCAAGCUUUUUAUCGUUUUCUGAUGAAGGAAGUCGUUUCGUUUAUGGUGAUACGCUCAUCAAUGACUCCAUUUUCGCUUUUGCUAUUUUGCCCGUUAUAUUUUUCUUCAGUUUUUUUGUUUCAAUUUUACAAUAUUUGGGUGCUAUGCAAUGGGUAGUUAUGAGACUUGGAUGGUUAUUGCAACAAGUUUUGGGAACCACGGUUUGUGAAAGUGUUACAUCAGCAGCUAAUAUAUUUUUGGGCAUGUCCGAAAGCCCGUUGCUAAUUAAACCAUACCUGAAAAAGCUUACAGCCAGUGAAUUACAUUCCAUUAUGGCUUCUGGAUUUGCGACGGUUUCUGGAACGGUAUUAGCAGCAUAUUUGUCGUUUGGAGCUUCAGCAGCUCACUUAAUUACUUCAAGCGUUAUGGCAGCACCUGCAGCAUUGGCAUUUUCCAAACUAUACAUGCCCGAAACUGAAGAGAGUCAAACCACGUCAAAAAAUAUUCAAUUAGAGAAAUCAGAAGACUCAUCAAUUCUGGAUGCGGCAUCUAAUGGAGCUAAUAAUGCCGUACCCAUUGUAUUGGGUAUUAUAGCCAACAUUGUCGCCUUUGUUGCAUUUGUGGCCUUUCUAAAUGCCAUCGUUAACUGGUUCAGUUUUUUGGUGGGAUUGGAAAACAUUGAUUUUGAAUGGAUAUUUUCCAAAUUAUUUAUUCCAUUAGUUUGGGCUAUGGGUGUGCCUAACAAGGACUGUGAUAUUGUGGCAAAAAUUGUGGCUACUAAGUCUAUAAUCAACGAAUUUGUAGCCUAUGAGCGUUUGGGAGAAUACAUUAAAAAUGGCCAACUGGAAGCUCGCAGCAUUGGCAUAACGACAUUUGCCAUUUGUGGUUUCGCGAAUCCAGGCGCCUUAGGCAUACUCAUUGGUUCACUUAGUGCGAUGGCCCCAAAUAGAAGAUAUAUUAUAACAUCGGUUGCAAUGCGUGCUUUUGUUGUUGGCAGCAUAGUGUGUUUCGUAUCCGCCAGUUCUGCAGGCCUUUUACUACAAGAAGAAGAGGAAAGUCGGAUAUAUGCCAAAUUUCUUAAUGUGACUCAGCGAAAAAACAUAACCAUUGCAUUUGUUUAAACCUAAUAAAAUGCAUAAGUUUACAUACAUACAUAUACAUAUCUAUGAAUGUAUGUAUGUAUCAA